Messenger RNA from Pocillopora damicornis (cauliflower coral), 2827 nucleotides. RefSeq names its product endoplasmic reticulum aminopeptidase 1-like. Gene Ontology annotation, cellular component: cytoplasm; membrane. Lineage: Eukaryota; Metazoa; Cnidaria; Anthozoa; Scleractinia; Pocilloporidae. Gene Ontology annotation, biological process: peptide catabolic process; proteolysis. The record is from RefSeq and is a predicted model, not a curated record. Gene Ontology annotation, molecular function: zinc ion binding; metalloaminopeptidase activity; peptide binding.
GAAAAACAGUGAGUGAAAUAAAAAACUCCUUAAAGAGAUGAAUUUAGUUCAUUCAAGAAAGCAGCAGGUUGACACAGGUGGCCAGCGCACUUCUCAUUUCCGGUUCGUGCUCGACUUCACAGAUGCCCGCGAAUAACUCUGGGACCAGCAAAAGGAAUCCGUUUGAAAAUCUGGGAAACACUGCGCACGUUCAAACUCAUCUAGCAAGAGAGAAAUUUGUCUCCUGAAACUUUGCUCCGACUUGAACCGAUGGUUAUCAGCUACAGCUACAGGCGCCAAAAUUUUAAUUUCGUAUUUAGGAUAAAACUGACCCUUUCGAAGGAGUAGCUAAAUCAGUUAACAAAAUUGUUUUGGUGUCAUGACAACAGAUUUACUGGUACAAAUACAUUCGAAAUCCAAUUUUAAAAGAAAUCUCAUGAUUUUUUCAUGUAAAGAAAGAUAACCACAAAUCAUCCUUUGAUGUUUAUUUGAUAUUUUUUAUAGUAUUACUUUUUUAUACCUCGAGAGUUUCUUUUUUUGGAUCAAUAUCAGUAUCUGGGCAACUGCCCAACUACCCAACUACCCCUCCCCGAACCUAACAUUAACCUUAACUGUUGUUGGGUUCGGGGAGGGGAAGGUGGGCAGUUGCUCAGGUACUGACAUUGAUCCCUACUUUUAAAGGAGUUGACCUGCCUUGAGUUACGGCAAAGAAAUUUAAUUUGUUCCGUUUCAGAGUUAGAAAGGCGACAUUGAAUUAUCAAAUUGUAUUAAGCUACUCUAACUUCUCAGUCUUCUAUAAAACGACCUGUCAUUGACACCUGUUGCAAGCUAAUAGAUUUGCCCGACGAACCAUUGACCGCAAAAUCGAAAACAAUUAUUUAAAAAAUCUGGGUACAAACACUGUUAUUGACCGUUGUGGUUUCAUGGCGGUCUCCCGACUCUGUCCCCUCGCUUUGGCGUUUAGCGUGGCUUUGAUCAUUGCUGUUUCGACAGUUUACACUUUCAUCAAUGGAUAUAGCGAAGACUUUAGUUUGGUGUUUAAAUUCAAGCGAAACCAAGAACCGUCCGUUAGACAAUCAACUCUUGACAAGGGAAUGCCUUUCCCGCAUAACAACAUUCGCCUACCAAAACAAGUUCUUCCACUAUCCUACCGCAUUUAUAUCCAUCCAAAUUUAACAACGUUCAAGUUUACAGGCACAGUUAACAUCUUACUUCGAUGCUUUCAACCAACGAAGAACUUAAUAUUACACAUGCGCGAUCUCAGCGUUGGAGAAAUACAACUCACAGAUUCAAAACAAAAACGUUUAACGAUUGUAAGACGAAUACAGCACAAGGAAAAUCAACAAUAUUUGAUUGCCACAAAUGAGGAGCUCAAAGAAAAAGAAAGAUAUUCACUUAAUAUGGAAUUCAGUGGAGUUCUAUCUAAAAACAUGGAGGGAUUUUAUCGAAGUAGCUACAAGACGAAAAGCGGACAAGUCAGAUACCUAGCCACAACUCAGUUCGAGGCUACAAACGCUCGCUCGGCAUUUCCAUGUUUCGACGAGCCCGCAUUUAAAGCGGUUUUCCACAUCACUGUAGCACAUGACGAUAAUCACAAAGCUUUGUCCAACAUGCCUCUAGAGUCGAGUGACAGAAGACAUGAUGGUCUUGUGGAGAGCCGUUUCAGUGCAAGCGUUCCUAUGCCAACGUAUCUGGUGGCGUUUAUCGUGUGUGACUUUGAGUAUAGAGAGUCAAAAACUAAGAGUGACAGAAAGGUAGGAUAAUUGACCUGGAGUUAAAUUUCACGGUGUAAGGCUCCACAAGUAAGACUUCCAGGUCACAACUUAACUAAUUACGAGGGCUUUCCAUUCGUCAGAAGAGGCCGAUUGGACCGUUACGUCCAUAAAUGGAAAGGGACAGUUCUGACAACUGACGUAAUUGAGUGGAACCAGUGACUUUUCAAGCUUCUUUGCUGGCGGACUAACCGCAAGAUGUAAUGAAGCUCUGAAUGUCCAUUAACAAAGACGAUUGUACAAAACAUUACCAAACCUCAGGUAUAGAUAGUUCGUUUAAUUUGGCAAGACUUAGAAAGCACCCUUAGUAUCGUUAGAGGAAAGAUUGUCAAGGAUAUCCUAUGAACUUCUUUUCUUAAUUGUGAAUACUCCGUCCACUUUUUUGCACCAGAAUAUUUCAGCUAUCAAUCUCGAUUGUAAAACUGCCAUCUUAUAUUAUUCGGCGGAUGAGGUUUAGAUAUAGUCAAAAUAAUGCAUUCAAGAAUACAAAUCACUUCAAUUAAGCAGUGGAAAUUACGAUUAUCCUGAAAAAUUCCUGAAUACAGCUUCUAACAAUCGCUAUAUCCUUUAAUUACCACCACAAUUAGCCUGUGUUAAAAUUGAACAGUCUCGAGACAUCUUUUUUUCUGAAUUAAUCUCAUGAAUAUUGGAACACAUUUUAGAAUGAAGAAGGACAUCGAAACCCUUUCUUUUGAAACAACAGGAGAAACAUCUAAUCGACAUCUAAGUAAAUCACGUACUGUGAAAGAGCUCAAAUCUCGUGAAAAGCUUGGUGACUUAACAAAAAAAAGCGGGGGAUAAGUAAAAUUCUAAGUUGCCUGCAAGCAUUUAAUCCUCAUUAACUCCGAAUGCUAAAUCAGAGAACUCGUUGGUGAUACACAAGGUUUAAAUUUGAUGCUUGUGAUAUUUUCUAGAUAAGGGUGUGGUCUAAGCCUGAUGCUAUACACAGUGUGGACUUUGCUCUCGAUGUUGCCAAGCGCACGUUGGAAUAUUACGAAGAUUUCUUCAAGGUUCCGUAUCCACUUCCUAAGUUAGGUAGGUUAAAGACUGAGAAGUAUUACAAUUGGUCCUUCCUC